Messenger RNA from Meloidogyne enterolobii, 870 nucleotides. Lineage: Eukaryota; Metazoa; Nematoda; Chromadorea; Rhabditida; Meloidogynidae. The record is from the annotation of a GenBank genome assembly.
UUGUACAAAAUGUCGAGUCCUGAUAGUAAGGAGGUCAUAAAAAAUUCUUCAAAUAAUAUCUCUCAAACAGCAGCAAAUAGUUCUGUAUUAUCACACAAUAAGCAGGAGCCUCAUUUCGAAGAGGACGAAGCCGAAAAGCGAAAAGCAUUUUCUAUAGUAGAGUUGUUGACUGAUUCUCGACCAUCAUGUAGUACCCACAGGCGCCGAUCAGCUACUUUCAUCUCUUCUAAAACAUCUAAUGAAAUAAAGGAAUUUUACGAACCCCCAAUGAAAAAAACUUUAAAAUGCGAGAGUUUUGAAAAUCUUCAUAACGUGCAACUCAAUGAUGCUUCGUUAUGUUUGCCUAAAAUAGAGAAAUCUUCAAAUUCUAACUCGCCUGAUGCCAUGAUUUUACGUAAUCACCAACAAUUCCCUCAAAAUCAAUACCAACAACAUAGAUUAAUUGGCAAACAAAAUCAUGACGAAGUGCCAACAAAUACAUUUCCAAUAACAACAUCAGCCUGGCAACAACAAUUAAAUUUGGUUACCGCCUUUUUCAUUCAACAACAAUCACAACAGGAACUUGGAGGACCGGCAACUUUAGAUCAUAUGUUGGCUAGAGGUCGUGAAGCAAUGACAGCGAUUCCUACUGUUGCUGGAAAAAAUGAUCAAUUGGAAGAAUUAAAAAAGAAAAUGGCUGCUUCUGCUGCAAUUUUGCCGCAAUUUCAACUUAUAAUGGAUGCACAACAACAUCAUCAGAACUUCCUCUCAUUUAUGACAGGAGAAAGAGAUAAUAGUGAGGGCGACAUCUCUACUGCUAUUAGGCAAAACUCUUUAAAUGAAGAAAGCCCAGUGGGCGAUGAAUCGGAUGAAGGUGAUGAGUCCCGCUAG